Molecule: messenger RNA, 1336 nt
Organism: Fundulus heteroclitus (mummichog)
Lineage: Eukaryota; Metazoa; Chordata; Actinopteri; Cyprinodontiformes; Fundulidae
Gene: fam221a
Product: family with sequence similarity 221 member A
Exons: 7
Coding region: 224-982 (252 amino acids)
Source: RefSeq, a predicted model, not a curated record
CGGCGUCAACGCCGUUGCUUCAUGGGAAAUGUAUUCUUAUUGCUGUGCAGCUAAAACUGCACACUCGCCGUUUGUAGGCUGGGUUGUCAAAUCAACGAAUCACUGCAAUAAGUAGCACGUGAUGGGUUCCCUUUGUGAGCGUUAGAGAGAGCUGUAAAACCAUCUCCAUAGCAACGUACGUCUCGGGCCACAAACGAAAUGCACUAACUGGCACUUAAGGUUUAUGAUAAUGGCCGCCGUAUAUCUCGACAAAUCAGCUUUGGAAGCAGUGGAUGACUACUGGGAGUACAAAAGGAUUGUUGGUGAAGACGACGGUGGAAAACUUUUCUCCCCAGAGGAAUAUGAAGAGUACAAGAGGAAGGUUCUACCUAUGCGUAUGAAAAACAGGUUGUAUGUGAGCUUUGGCGUACCGGGGGGUAUUGACUGCAAACUGAUUGGCCCUGAAACACAGUGCUUUUGUGAACAUAGAUACAAGCAGCAUCAGACAGACUGGGAGGUGGUCCCCUCUGAGCGACCCCUUGCCCUACCGUGCAAGGUCAGGGGAUGUCACUGCUCCGCUUAUACCUACGUCCCUCGGCUCGGUUGUAGCCCGGUGCGCUGCGGUUGCAAGCAUUUACCCGAGGAUCACAGCGAAGCCACAGGCCACUUGUGCAAGAAGUGCAAUUCCUGUUCUGGGUUCCGCAGUCCCUACACUUGUGGCUGUGGGCGGCCCUGCUUUGAGCACCGUACCUUGGUUGAGACAAAGCUGGAGAGGCAGGAAAGGGGUCGGCCUGUUGGCAGAGAUGUUCCCUAUGCCGCCAUGGGGGGCCUGACGGGGUUCAGCUCUUUGCUGGAUGGGUACCUCACUUUGGAAGCCUCCUCCACAGAUGAAGGCAGAGAAGACGGCUGCCUGCAGGGGAGCUCAGCGGCGAGGGAGCGCCACACCUCACUGCCAGGCGCAACCGGCUCCGGCGUUCGCAAGAAACGGGCCGACAAACACUGAAAUGCAACAUUUGCGUUUCCUUACUGGGUCAGGUUGUUCAUUUCUGGUAUGAGAGCUAAACUUUAGCAAAUCAAACGCAAAAUGACUUCCCAAAGAGAGCUAAUGUUUGAGAGUAAACAUUUUCCAGCUAACUGUGAAGAACCCCUAUUUUUCUUUAAAUAAAUUUAACCCUAGUUUAAAAUCUAUUGCAAUGAGAUUUAGCUGCCGACUGUAGUUUUCAAGUCCCUGAAUGAGUUGGUCAGAAAGCCAGUGAAUAAACCCAAAGCCCAUCAAUUUUAUUUGUCGUACUGCAGUUUUUCGGGAUAUUUGUCAUAUUUUCCUGAACAGCUUGUUAAUAGAGUAUUUCUCCGAGGU